Nicotiana attenuata is the source of this 3764-nucleotide messenger RNA. Its product is annotated as membrane protein of ER body-like protein. The coding region runs from base 227 to 3526 and encodes 1099 amino acids. Lineage: Eukaryota; Viridiplantae; Streptophyta; Magnoliopsida; Solanales; Solanaceae. The transcript is spliced from 11 exons. The record is from RefSeq and is a predicted model, not a curated record.
CCUCAACUUGGCUCAAGAGUCGAGACUACAUGAAAAAUAAAAUAAUACUAAAAUACACUAUCUUGUAAUCUGGUACUUGCAUUCAGUGCCUCAUUUACUCCUCUCUACAUACUUGUAUUUCAACAUUAUCUUUUAUUUAUUUAUUUAUAGUAAGACUAUAAAUAUAGCAGUCAGGGGAUUGGCUAAGGACCAAAGGGAGAAAGUGAAGGCUUAGUGGGGUUGAAUAAUGGAGAAAGAAGAUUUGAAAUGGGAGCAAAAUGAGGUGGAACUAGCAGAAGAAGAAGAAGAAGAAGAAGAAUUAGUGGGUCUUCAAGUAAGAAGCUCUAAAGCUACUAAAGAAUUAACCAAUGGGAAAAUUCAGACAAAUGGGCACACAAAUUCUUCUUUAAAGUUCACUAAUGGAACAGAAAAAUCUGAUCUUGGUGAUGUACAAGAAAGUUCAAAGGAGAAACUUCUAAAUUCCAGUUAUGGGGUUGAAGUUGAAGAGGAAACAGAACCAAAAGAAGUGUCAGUUGAGCAGGUUUUAGCCUCAAAUAAUGGGGUUGAAGAGGGAACAACUGAAGCUAAAGAAGAGUUAGAAAAGCAGUUUGUGACUUUAGCUAAUGGGACUGAAAUGUCUGAUCUUGAUAAUGAACAAGAAAGAUCAGAGGAGCAGUUUUCAGAUUCCAAUAAUGGAGUUGAAGUUGAAGAAGGAAAAGAACAAAAAGAAGAGUCAAUUCAGCAGGUUGUAGCUUCAAAUAAUAGGGUUGAAGCUGAAGAGGGAACUGAAGCUAAAGAAGAGUCAAAACAGCAUCUUGUGACAUCAACUAAUGGGACUGAAGAAGGGCCCUUCAAAUCAGGCCAUUCUGUUUAUUAUGACAAAGAUGAAGGAAUAUGGAAGUGUCGAGUCUGCUGUUGGACUUUUCAAGGCAAAAGCAUAAGUAUUGAUUGGACAAAGAUUCCUAGGGGCCACUUGCAUAAGCUGAUGAAUUACCCAAUGUUUGAUCAGAGGGGACUUUUAUUCAGUUUUGGAAGUGAAGAUAGUAACUUCACUUCUACACCUUUCAUAAAGGAGAAGAUUGAUAAAAAUCCAGUAGAUGAAGAAGUUCAGGAGAGUGCUGUUCUAGACAUUCAACUUAAUGGAUAUUUGAAGAGUGACAACUUGUCAAAUUCAGGUGCUCAGCCGUCCAAAUAUCUUUCAGAAGAUCACAGUAUAGUUCACAAGUCCACAUCCAUUGAAGAAAUAGAAAGCGCAGACACUGACCUGAUAAAUGACAGUGACACUGAUGUAAAAGAUUAUGAUGUUGAGAAUGUACUUCAGAAGCAGAAUACUCAUGAUCUUUAUUGUCCUAAUUGCAAGUCGUGCAUUACUAGGAGGGUUAUUCUUCGUAAAAGAAAACGAAAGAUUCGAAUUUCUGGUGAUGAUGUCAAGCGUAACAAACUCGAAAGUGUAGUUGACUACAAAGUGGAUGCUAGUCAUGCACAGGCAACUAGUGAUCAAGUACGCGAUCGAGCCGACACUUCUCUUGAUGGUACUCCACAAUUGGCAGUGGAUGAUAACCAGCCUGAUAGAGAGCCAGAGAUAUUCAGAUGCCUAUCAUGCUUCAGCUUUUUUAUUCCAACAGGGAAUGGAUUAAAGCUGUUCCGAUUUUAUGGAGAGAAAGGUGAUAAACAAAAUGUCAAAGGUGAACAGAUACCUACGACGAACAAAAAUUGGUUCUCCUCUAUCUUUGCAUCAGAUAAGGGAAAAGCAUCAGUUGAGCAAGGAAGUGGUAUUGGGGCAAAUGCAGUGAAAAAUGAUGCCGGAGUACUUACGCCAUCAGAUAAUUUCAAAGAUCAGAGUGCCAAGCCCUUAGUGAUUAGGGAAUCAGCCCCGCCUGCAUAUUCCAGCAGUGAAACUCAGGAAGCUGGAGGGAAAAUUUUAGGAUCAGAGAACCAAGAUGCAAAAAUGAAGGGGAAAAUGGCGAUUGAUACAGUGGGUAAAUCAGAGAAUGCAACAAAGAGUCAAGCAGGAGGUUCUGUCUUCGACAUCUUUGAGGAAGGGAUCCUUAAUCUGCCAAAUGUUGCAGCCUCUUCUGAGAAAGUUGGAGGAAAUGAUAGGAAUGAUGAGCUGUUAAGAACUGCUGGCAGAAUUCAAGUUAGUAAUGGAAAUCUUGCGCAGGAGAGUCUGCCAGCAUCUCAACAAACUGGAUCAAAGGUUCUGAUAACUUCAACAAAGGAGGAGUCUCUAACUAUUGAGAAAUCAGGGACUGAGUUAAAAUCUGAUGUGAUGAUAACUUCAACAAAGGAGGAGUCUCUAACUAUUGAGAAAUCAGAGACCGAGUUAAAAUCUGAUGUGAUGAUAACUUCAACAAAGGAGGAGUCUCUAAUUAUUGAGAAAUCAGAGACUGAGUUAAAAUCUGAUAUGACGUUUCUAAAUAAAGGUCCAGAUAAUGAGUCCUUUCUGUCUUCAGCAACCACAGCUUUUGCACUCAAUGGCUUAGAUGGAAAUGGGAAACCCAAGUUUUCGACAGAAAUCCCUCAAGCACACGAGCAAAAUAUCAAUGCCAUGCUUCCCUCUGAGUCUCCGGUGGAAAACAAUGGCAAUAAUUUUCAACUUAGUAAUAAAGAUGGUUCGGAUCCUUAUGAAAUUUCUCAACAUACCAUCACAAAGACCAAAUUUGAGAUCCACUCGAAGCAGCCUUUAAAUGUUGAUAAGGAUGCUUUAUUUUCAUCGGUAAAGGAUGCUUUAUCAAUUCACGAUGCACCAGUUAACAUCACCAACAUUUCUGUGGAAGCAGCUGCAAAUGGCAUUGCAGGCAAGGAUACAGUUAUAACUGUGGAAGCAGGGCAUGAAACUACAGAAACUUCACCAAAUCAAGAUACUCAAAUCCAUUUUGUUGAACGACAAGGAACUGAUGCUGCAGAAGGUUACAGAAUUGAGAUCAUUAAAAGCAUUAUAUUUGGGGGUUUAGCUGAGUCAAUUACAAGCUUAAGUGUUGUAUCAUCUGCAGCUGGUGGCGACACAACUACAUUGAACAUUUUAGUACUGGGAAUGGCUAAUCUGAUUGGUGGACUUUUCAUCAUUUUCCACAAUAUUUGGGAGUUGAAAAGAGAUCGUUAUGAGCAAGCCAGCAACCAGAUAAUGGAGACACAUGUGGAUAGGUAUCGACAACUACUAGGCCGGAGAGAAAACUUCACAAUGCAUGCCGUAGUUGCUGUACUAUCAUAUAUCAUAAUUGGACUAGUGCCUCCAAUAGUCUUCGGCUUCUCAUUCCGCAAGAGUGAUGACAGGGAAUUCAAAAUCGUGGCAGUUGCUGCAGCUUCGCUUGUAUGCAUCUUAAUGCUGGCAAUUGGAAAGGCUUAUGUUCAGAGAGCACCCAAACCUUACUUCAAAACUAUAGCUACUUACAUUAUUUUGGGGUUCACUGUUUCGGGUGUGUCUUAUGCAGCAGGUAUAUUAUUCAAAAGACUGCUGGAAAAACUUGGUUUUUUCCAGCCGAGUUCAACAGUAAACCUGCUCCUACCAGAGAUACCAGGCUCUGGAGGAGCAUGGGCGUCCUUAUGAUGAAUACCUGUAAGGCUGUAACCUCCCGGAAUAUCCUCUAGUUAACUCUUCGUGAUUCCCUUCCUUUGGCAUUUUUGUUUAGCUUUAGCCUGUACACAUGCUCCUCCACUGUUAUUUUAAGUUUAGUUGUCGGCGAAUGGAAGAAAUAGAAACCCUGGUCUGACUGUAAAAUGAAAGGGAAUAUCAGAUUUAUAACAUUUCUUUGAGUAAAUUGAAAUAAAGUUUUUUUACAUAGUCA